UCCGCAGCCGCAAGCCCAGCGGCCGCCGGGCUCGCCCGCAACACGGGAGGAUGGGCUGCGGCGGGAGCCGGGCUGAUGCCAUCGAGCCCCGUUACUACGAGAGCUGGACCCGGGAGACCGAGUCCACCUGGCUCACCUACACCGACUCGGACGCGCUGCCCAGUUCCGCGGCCACGGACAGCGGCCCCGGCCCCGAGGCGGGAGGCCUGCAUGCGGGUGUGCUGGAAGAUGGACUGUCUUCUAAUGGAGGGCUCCGAUCUGCAGCCCCAGGUGGAAUCGCCAACCCAGAGAAGAAGAUGAACUGUGGGACACAGUGUCCUAACUCCCAGAGCCUCUCCGGCUCUCUGACCCAGAAACAGAAUGGCCUUUGGGCCACAGAGGCUAAACGGGAUACCAAGCGAAUGUCUGCGAAAGAAGUCACUAUUAAUGUUACAGAGAAUCUCCGACAGAUGGACAGGAGUAAAAGAAUCACAAAGAACUGCGUCAAUUAGCAGUGCCUGGAUGGAGGAGCAAUUGAACCUUUUUUGUGGGGUCCAGU
Messenger RNA from Phodopus roborovskii (desert hamster), 538 nucleotides. It is a transcript of the gene Baalc, whose product is annotated as BAALC binder of MAP3K1 and KLF4. Bases 51 to 491 code for a protein of 146 amino acids. The transcript has 3 exons. The record is from RefSeq and is a predicted model, not a curated record. Gene Ontology annotation, cellular component: cytoplasm. NCBI's taxonomy places the organism in Eukaryota, Metazoa, Chordata, Mammalia, Rodentia, Cricetidae.